UGCGUCUCUUGAGAGAUUGACUGACAAGCAGUGUAGGCCUAGCAACACCAUAUUCACACAGUCUGGCGAGCAUCCCUCUCUGUGCAGCCGUGCAGCUGUCGCGAUGACACCCCUCCCUUGGCACCUCCAGUCGACACCUUCCGCGCCGCUCGCCGCCUCACGAGUGCUGCGGCAGGUGUCGGCCGGCAAGACGAAGGGAGGGCAUCAGCACGAUGCACGCACAGGCGACGUAUGACUCAAAACGUGCUGAGAGCAAAACGAGAGGCAAAACAGGCAGGCAGGCAGGCAGGCAGGCGCACACGCACUAGACAGACAGACAGACACUAUAUGUGUGUAUGUACACAUCCCUCCUCUCCCCUCCCUCCCCUGCUCAUCUCCCUCACACUCACACAUCAGCCGGCCAGCCAGUCCGUGUGGUAGGUACGCUGCUCGUCCAGCCAGCCAGCCAGUGAAUGGAAUAACCUUCCCUCCAUCCCUCCCUUUCAACAACACAAAAAACAUUCGCUUUGCGAAACCGUUGAUAUCCGGUCAGCUGCUCGCAAAACGGCUACGUCCCUCCCGCCCGCCGGCUCUUAACCGAUCUCUUUGCCGAGGAUGCAUUCCGCGGCUGACAGGUAUGUAGCACACACACAGAGAGAGGGAACCAUUCGUUCAAGGAGGGACGACGGGUGUGUACUCCAUAUAUUUAUGUGUGGCGUGGCUCACUCACUGGGUUUGAAUUUCUUGUCUGCCAUCUCGUCCUUUCUCAUGGGCAUGGUGUCGAUCUUGGCCAUUAUCUCCUUGGCGAAGUCAAUGGGCAGACUGCCGGCCGCCUUAACGCUGCCGUCGUAGCCCACCAAUGCCCACUGAUGGGGCUUCUUGCCGUCAUCUGCACACGCACACACACACACAGAGAGAGAGACCACCAAUGCAUUCAAUGUGUGAAGGGUUUUCUCACAGCCAUCCAUUCUGACCGUUUCUGAGGUAUAUUGCGGUGAUUUUGUCGGCGCUUGACGCGAACCAGACGCAGUCGAAGGUCUUCUGCAGCUUCACCUGGUCCGCACUCGGCAGCGCCACCACAAACUGCACAUUGCGCUCCUUCAGCUGCACACAGACACACCACACACAGGAUACAUGCACACACCACCCACAUGCCACCCAUUCGGGUCUGUCUGCACCAGCCAGUGCACUGCACCCACACUGACACUGUCACUUACAUCCUCUUCUAUUUUGGCGGCAGCGUCGAGUGCGGCCUGCACUUCCGCCAGGCUGCCCUGAAUGACGAUAGGGCGGUACCGCCACCUCGUCUCCCCCACGAAAUCAACAGGCUCGCCUGGCCGAUAGACAACACACACACACACACAGAGAAACGUAUUGGUGCGGAAGCAGCAACAGAGAGAGCCCGCCAGCAAGUUGGUCCCUCACCUGUUCCUCCGCGGCGCAUUCCAAAGCCAAGCGCCAUUGAAACCACACUCAGCACCACACAGGCAGCGAGCACCGACCCAAAGGGACGCAUUUUCUGUUUG
This is a messenger RNA of Vitrella brassicaformis, 1505 nucleotides long. The record is from the annotation of a GenBank genome assembly. Lineage: Eukaryota; Vitrellaceae.